Molecule: messenger RNA, 741 nt
Organism: Psylliodes chrysocephalus
Lineage: Eukaryota; Metazoa; Arthropoda; Insecta; Coleoptera; Chrysomelidae
Source: the annotation of a GenBank genome assembly
AUGUCUUUAGCAGGAAGAUUGGCUUUUGUAACAGGUGGUGGUCAAGGUAUAGGCAGAGCGACAUGUAGGAUCUUAUCUAGAGAAGGAGCGUCAGUUGUUGUAGCAGAUAAAGCUCCAAAAACUGUGGAUGAAACAUUGAAAAUAAUAAACGAUGAAUCAAAAAGUCCACAUCUCGGAGUUGAAUUAGAUGUAGGAAAAGCCAAAAGCAUAAAAGAUGCUCUGAAGAAAACCUUGGAAAAGUAUACAAAACCACCAACGAUUAUUGUAAAUUGUGCAGGCAUUACCAGAGAUAACUACCUCUUAAAGUUAUCUGAGGAAGAUUUUGAUGAAGUUCUUAAUAUAAAUUUAAAAGGUACAUUUUUGGUAAUGAAAACAUUUGCAAACUCAAUUGUCGAACAUGGUUUACCAAAUGCUUCAAUUAUAAACAUAUCUAGUAUUGUUGGUAAAUAUGGAAACAUAGGCCAGAGCAAUUAUACAGCUAGUAAGGCUGGAGUUGAACUUUUAACAAAAACUGCCUCAAAAGAGUUUGGAAAAAUGGGUAUUAGAGUUAAUACACUUUUUCCAGGAAUGAUCAAAACAAGAAUGAUUGAAUCUGUACCUGAAAAAGUGCAGGAUAAGUUUAAGAGCAUGAUUCCCUUAGGCAGAUUUGGACAACCAGAAGAAAUUGCAGAAGUUAUAGCAUUUUUAGCUUCUGAUAAGAGUUCCUACAUGACUGGGGCUUCUAUUUUAGUAACAGGCGGG